Molecule: messenger RNA, 315 nt
Organism: Ostreococcus tauri
Lineage: Eukaryota; Viridiplantae; Chlorophyta; Mamiellophyceae; Mamiellales; Bathycoccaceae
Product: Mitochondrial pyruvate carrier
Exons: 1
Coding region: 1-315 (104 amino acids)
Biological process (GO): pyruvate import into mitochondria
Cellular component (GO): mitochondrial inner membrane
Source: RefSeq, a predicted model, not a curated record
AUGUCCUUCGCCUCGAGCGCGCGCGCGUUUUGGAACCAUCCCGCGGGUCCGAAGACUAUAUUCUUCUGGGCGCCCACGAUGAAGUGGGGCAUCACCGCCGCCAACGUGAAAGAUUUCAGCCGCCCACCCGAGCUCCUGAGCGUCCCGCAGCAGAGCGCGGUGACGAUCACUGGGUUAAUCUGGACCAAGUACGCGCUGGAUAUCACGCCGGUGAACUAUAACUUGAUGGCGGUGAACGUGGUGAUGGCGGCGACGGGGCUGUAUCAGCUCUCGAGGCGCGUGGCGUGGGAGCGCGCGCAGACAAAGGAUGCGUGA